AUGUCAAAUGAAACAGCCUUUGAGACCCUCCGCCUACCAACCGUCCCCGAGAUCGAAGCUGCAACAGAGCGCCUAAGCAUGUCCGAUGCAUACGACCAAGUUUUCCGCGUGGGGGAGCGCUUCGCAGUAAAAUCAGGCUACGGCGUACCGCUCAUUGAGGCUGAAACCAUGAAGCUUCUCGAAGACAACCAAAUCCCAAGUCCAAAAGUUCAUGCAGCUUUCAAGGACCCGGACACUAAGAAAACCUAUAUCAUCAUGGACCAUGUCCCUGGCGACACCCUCGAAGCACUGCUGCCAUCUGUGAAUCCGAGCGAAAAGGCCACGAUAUGCAAGUUAAUCAAGGACGCAAUCACAAAGCUACGGAGAAUACCAUCGCCAGAUUACUUCGGUAUGGUGAACCGCCAACCCUACCUUGAUGGAGUAUUCUGGACUGUCAAUGAUGAUCCGAAAAUCUCUGGCCCCUUCACAAGCCAAGAGGUCUUUAAUUCUGCCAUCAUCGAAAGAUUCCGCCAAAUAGAAUCAGAACAGUACAUUUUAUUAUUGCGACCUAUGAUUGAACGGACUCUGACCGGUCACCGUCCGGUUUUCACUCACGGUGACCUUCAGCCGAAGAAUAUCAUGGUCGAGAGGCUCGGAGUUCGUGACGGAUGUCCGGAGUUCAAGAUUACUUUACUGGAUUGGGAGGGUGCUGGGUGGUUCCCGGAGUACUGGGAAUUCUGCAAUGCGACGAUCGCCUGCAGGUUUAAACCUGCUUGGCUCGAUCUUGUGCCUGAUAUAUUGGAGCAGUAUUCGUUGGAGUUUCUUAUGAUGCAGGUGGUUUAUGCUGCGGUGUUUUACUAG
Messenger RNA from Aspergillus vadensis CBS 113365, 840 nucleotides. RefSeq names its product phosphotransferase enzyme family protein. The coding region runs from base 1 to 840 and encodes 279 amino acids. The transcript has a single exon. The record is from RefSeq and is a predicted model, not a curated record. NCBI's taxonomy places the organism in Eukaryota, Fungi, Ascomycota, Eurotiomycetes, Eurotiales, Aspergillaceae.